AUGGCUGAACUUGCCUAUGAUAUCGCAGGAAAGAUCUUGGAGAAGUUAGGAUCCCUUGCUUACGAAGGGAUCAGCUUGGUAUUGAACAUCCAAAGCGAGCUGGAAGAGCUUAAAGGCACCACGUCAACCAUUAAAGAUGUGCUCUUGGAUGCUGAAGAGAAGCAAGCUAGCAAUCGCGCGCUGAGCAGAUGGCUAAAACAGCUCAAAGUCAUUUUUUAUGAGGCCGAGGAUGUGCUGGAUGAAGUUGAGUACGAAGUUCUAAAGAAGCAAGUGACGAGAACAUAUGGGCGCAGCAGUAGCGCCUUUGCAUUCCGUUCUCAACUGGGUCACAAAAUCAAGGACAUUAGAGAGAAGUUGGCUAAGAUUGCAGCUAAUAAGGAUCAAUUUAAUCUUAUACCUCGACUUGAAGAUAGGCAUGUCAUUCAUGGGAGGAGGAUGGACAUGACCCACUCAUUUGUUCCUCCUUCAGAAGUCAUUGGUAGGGAUGAUGAUAAAAAAAAUAUAAUACAUUUUUUGAUGGGCCCAGAUGCUGCUGACAAUGACAUAAAUGUCAAUGUCAAUGUAAUUCCUAUAGUUGGAAUAGGAGGAUUGGGGAAGACCACAAUUGCUAAGUUGGUAUACGAUGAUGAACGUGUAGCCAAUCAUUUUGAUUUGAGAACGUGGGUUUGUGUGUCUGAGCAUUUUGAUGUUAAUAGAUUGAUAAAAGAUAUCCUUAAAUCUGCAACUGGUGCAAAUAUUGAUAAGACGUUGGGUGUAGAUUUGUGGCAAACUAGAUUAAGAAAUUGUUUAAAGAAUAAGAAGUUUCUACUUAUUUUAGAUGAUGUUUGGAAUGAGGAUCGUAGUAAAUGGAUUGAGUUGAAAGGUUUGUUAAGUGGUGGUUCAAUGGAAAGUAGAAUUGUAGUGACAACACGCAGUCGCUCAGUUGCCUCUGUUGUGAAAACUGGUCCCAUAUACACUUUAAAAAGUUUAUCCCACGAUGAUUGUUUGUCUUUAUUUGUGAAAUGGGCAUUUAAGGAAGGGGAAGACAAACAAUAUCCAAACCUCUUAGAAAUUGGAAAAGAGGUUGUGAAAAAAUGUAUAGGAGUUCCAUUGGCAAUAAGGACUUUAGGCAACCUACUUUUCUCAAAGGUUGAUGAAUGGGAGUGGAAAUUUGUGAGAGAUAAUGGGAUAUGGAAAUUAGAACAAAAUGAGAGUGAUAUUUUACCUGCAUUAAAACUAAGUUAUGAUCAAAUGUCAUCUCACUUGAAGCAAUGUUUUGCCUUCUGUUCUCUUUUCCCAAAAGAUCAUUUGUUUGAUAGUGGUGAGUUGAUUGCAUUUUGGAUGGCGCAUAGACUCCUUAAUAAAACGCCUAAUAGUCAAAUUCUAGAGUUGGAAGAUGUUGGCGACAUGUAUAUCAAGGAGUUGUUGUCCAAAUCUUUCUUCCAAGAUGUUACAAAUGCCACUUGGUACUAUAGGUUUAAAAUGCACGAUCUCGUCCAUGAUCUUGCACUCAAGGUUGCAGAAGAAGAGUGUUUAACAGUCGACCUUCGUACCCAUACCAUUGCUGGAACAAUUCAUCAUUUGUCAUUUUCACACAAUGCUCAACAAGUUCCAAACUACUUUUACACCUUAAGUCAUGGUGUGCGGACCACUUUGUUCCAAGUCAAGCAACAAGUGCCGACCUUAGUUGAAGCUUGCAUCUCGAGAUUCAAGUACUUGCGGGUGCUUGACUUAUCUGAUUCAUCUUUUGAGGUUUUGUCAAGCUCUAUCGGUACUUUGAAGCAUUUGAGAUCUCUGAACCUAGCUGGUAAUACAAGAAUCAAGAAACUUCCCAAUUCCAUUUGUGAGCUAUACAAUUUGCAAACUUUACUACUUCGCGGAUGUGAGAGUCUUGAGCAAUUGCCCAAAAAUACAAGGAAGAUGAUCAGCCUUAGGUAUCUGACGGUAACAACAACUUGCACGUACCUUUUUGAAAAUGAUGUAUGCUUCUUGAGUUCUCUUCGGUUGUUGGGUAUAUUUGGAUGUCAUAGACUAAAAUUUUUGUUUCAAAGGAUUGGGAUCCUUGCCAACCUUCGGACGUUGGUUGUUUCAGAUUGUAACAACUUGAUCGCUUUGACAAAUGCACCGGCUGAGGUGCCCGCCUUAGAGACCCUUGAAAUUUUUGGCUGUAAGGAGCUAAUUAGUUUGACGGAAGGAGUACUUCUCAACAGGAGCCUUAAAAAAUUAAAGAUUACGAAUGUACCAAAGUUGGAGGUUUUGCCGGGAUGGCUCAAAAGUUCUUCUAACACUUUGCAAUACCUGCAUAUUUCAAUGUGUCAAAACCUCACGAACUUGCCAAAGUGGCUACCGAGUCUAAAAUCACUUCAAACACCUGAGAUUUUCGAUUGCUACAAGUUAACAUCUCUUCCGUUGGGGAUGGAUCGUCUCACUGCACUACAAGAAUUGAAGAUUCUCUAUUGUAAUGAAUCGAUCGGUUCAGAAAUGCAAAGAGGAAGAUGGGUCCAAAAAUCGUCAUAUAUCAAUGGCCUCGAUACCUCGAGUUCAAUCUACGUUAUGUCAUAAAUGGUGCAUUUAUACAUAUAAGCACAUCCUCAUUCCUAAGCGAUGUGGGACGUCACAGUUUCCAUAGGCAAAAUUGCUCAUAUACCAACUGUUACACUGUUUCCAUAGGCAAAACCAGAUUGAAGUUUUGAUGAGGAGGAGGGGGCAAAUUAAAACUAUGAAAAAUCUUUUAAAAAAAAAUUGGGGGCAAUUCUUAUGUCCACCCCUGGCAGUUUCCAUGCCAUGACUUCAGCAAACUCAGCUCAAACAUAUUUGCUCCUUGAUUAUGUUGUAAACAUUUCAAUCAUUAUGAUUUGUAUUAAGAGAUGUAAACAAAUAAAUAUUUUGUAAGCGUUAAUUAGAACAAUAAUUAAAUUCAGUAUCUUUUAAUUCCAAAAACAAAAAUAUAUUGUGA
This is a messenger RNA of Alnus glutinosa, 2935 nucleotides long. RefSeq names its product putative disease resistance protein RGA3. Gene Ontology annotation, biological process: defense response to other organism. Gene Ontology annotation, molecular function: protein binding; ADP binding. NCBI's taxonomy places the organism in Eukaryota, Viridiplantae, Streptophyta, Magnoliopsida, Fagales, Betulaceae. The transcript has 2 exons. The coding region runs from base 1 to 2541 and encodes 846 amino acids. The record is from RefSeq and is a predicted model, not a curated record.